Eurytemora carolleeae is the source of this 986-nucleotide messenger RNA. RefSeq lists its product as uncharacterized. The transcript has 10 exons. The coding region runs from base 143 to 772 and encodes 209 amino acids. The record is from RefSeq and is a predicted model, not a curated record. Lineage: Eukaryota; Metazoa; Arthropoda; Copepoda; Calanoida; Temoridae.
UUAAUAUUCCACUCUUAGAAAUUUGUAGCCAUAGGAUAGUUUUCAUGUUUUCCUAGGCUUGUACUUUCCAGUCUUUGUUUAUAAUGAAAACCUUUUGACCCCGAGAUUUUGAACUGUAUGCAUACUGUAAAUACAAACCAAGAUGGUUUCAAGUGCAAUCUUACUCGUUCUAGUCCUAGCGGGUCUAACGUCGGCAAAAAGAGAAGAAUCCAAUAAUUUUUGGAAUCUGACAGAUACUCGAAUUUGGGAAAAUUCCUCAGCGGAAAAUGAGAAUUAUGAAGAAGGAACACCGAGAAUAUUCAAUUCUCUUUUCCCUCCAGGAUCCACUUUCAGUUUCUUUUUCGAGUUAGAGGUUCCGCUAUUCUACGGUCCUGGAUUUCCUUUACUCGGGGGCUUAAUAGAUGUAUUUUUGACUCCCCCCAUCCCCCUCCCGGAUAUAAACAGAAUUGGUCGCAUGAUGCAAAGAUCAAGUAUCAUGGAUAACCUAUCCCAGACUUUUGCAGGAUUUGGUUUGGACGGAAAGGCCUGUGUGGAGAGGCUUGUGUGUGAAAUCAACUCUAAUCCAAUGAACAUUGGACUAAUUGGGGAUAUAAUCAACACUAUUUUCUUGGGAGAGAUAGAUGAACCUGACAGUGUAUUCUAUACAGCUCAAGUUACAGGCAGAAGUCAGAAGAACUGUAGAAGAUAUAGAGCAGACUGUCCAGUAUCUGUACUUAAUCUGCCUUCAGCCAUUAGUUCGGUUUUACCAAUCCCGAAUGGACUGGCCCCUUAAAGAUGGGGUAUACAUGGACGAUAGAUACAACCUCUACUACCCCCCAGGUGCCUCGCAUCUGGAUGGUAUUCCAGCUGACCUUGAUGAAGUUAUUAGUCAACAUUGGAAGCAGUUCCCUCCACAGAAUCCAUUGAUCGUUGAUGUUCUUGGGAUCGCCUACGCUAUUCUUCUAACGUGCAGUGUUCCUCUACAUUUGAUAGUUAUCUAUGUAUAU